CGGCGCCGGCUCGGAGCGGGGCCCCGGGGCCUCACAAGGCAGCAGCACGAGCUUUGCGCUGCUUGCGUAGAGUGCAACGCAGGGCUGAAUCCUGCCGGCAUGAAUGCUGCACUGGCUGUCCCGAGGGACAGGACCUGAGCAGGGGACUUCAACUUAUGAACGGAUUUCUGCGGUUGAGACAAACAUUGAGAGGCUGGAACAUGGCCAGAGAAGGGCAACGGAGCUACGGAAGGGUCUAGAGCACAAGUCUGUUGGACAGUAGCUGAGGGAGCUGGAGAGACUCAGCCUGGAGAAAGAAGGCUCAGGAGAUCACUCUCUACAACUACCUGAAAGGAGAUUGUACCAAGGUCGAAACAACAACUGUCUCUGGCAGCUGAGUGAGAAUGGAUUCUGAAACAGAGUAAAAUGCAAGCAGAACUUAACUGGCAGCGGCUCUGUGAGAAUGCUGAAUGUAAUUGUUAUCAGAAGUCAGAGGAUCCAACUCACAGCCUAUCUUCAUCUACAGCGGAGGUUCAAGCUGAUCUACAGAAAACAGACUACAGGUUGCAUGAAGUGAAGUGUGUUCUUUCUGCUUUGACUGUUGAGAGAGAACAGACAAUACAAGCAUCGUUUAAUCACAGUAUUUCACCUGAAGGGGAGAAGCAGAUAUUUCAGUAUGACAAUAUAGGUCCUCUGUGUAAAUAUAUCCCUGCUUUGGAAAUAAAAAAGCUGCAAGAACAGAAUGCCAGCCUUCGGGCUGCUAUUGCACAAAUGAGGAAAGAAAUGGAGAGUCUUGAUGAGCAGAUGUUGUCUUCUCUUCCUCAAACAGACGACAGACAACUUGCAGAACAAGGUUCAUUGAGCACAAACAAAAAUUCAGCUGGAACCACACUGAGCAACAUCAAAGUCAGUUCAACUAAGUUGGAUUGUUUAGUAAACCCGGACACAGAAGAGGGUCCAAAACCCAAAGUUCUUGAAGAAAACAUGGUAGAUUUUGGACAACAGCUACCUGAUAUAGAUACUGGUAUUGGUUGUCAAUAUAGUGUCAAACACACUCUACGAGGAAUGCAAAAUAAACUCAAGGAAGCAACAAGAAAAAUUUCAAUUCUGAGACAAGAAAAGCGGCAGCUGAUUGAAAUGGGAAACAGACUCAGGGCAGAACUUGGAAUGGUGUUAAAGGAAGGAGUCUGGCAUCCUGUUAGCUUUAAACAAUGCACAGUUUGUAUUGCCUCUGGUAGUCUUCUUCCAAGAGAACUUGUCAAAAGAACACAGUGUCAGCUAUCAAUUCUAAAGCAUCUACAGCACAGACUCACAACACAGGAGCUGCAGUGCACAAGGCAACAGCAUCCUUCAAGGUUCUCGUCUCUUACUGCCUGCCCUAGCUUAAAGGAAGAAGAAGCUCCAAGCAGCUGUAGAGAAGAAACAGAAUUAUCAUCCAGUGAGGUUUGGAUAGAUUUCUCUAUUGAAAAUCAUGGGCCACAUACAUUCUCAGCAACAAAGGCAGAUACAUCCAGAAAGACUGUUCAAACUCAGCUGCUCAGUCAGAGUCCUAGUCAUGUCCAGCAGGUUCAGCUUUCUUCAUCCAGAACGCAUAAUUUCUGUCAAAUUUUAGAUACGGGAUCAAGCCGUUCUCUACUCAGUCCUCGGAAGAACACCAGCCAGGGGGAUUUUGAAGUUGUACAUUCAAUCAAGCAAUCUGAAGAAUCUUGGCAAAAUGUCAAAGCCAAGGAUAAACUUGAAACAUCAGCUGAAGAUUUGACAGUUAGAGGAAAAAGGCUGGAAGUUCAGCAGAAGUUAAAAUCCAGGAGUUUAUUUUGUGCUCAUCUGUUAAAACCAAAAAUCUCUUCUAGCAUGACAAAAAUCCGCAAUUACAAUAUUAAAGACUGAUUUCUAUGUUGUCAGCAUGUUGUAGGUUCACACUUGCUAUUAACUUACUUAAACAUCUGUAUAUCAGGUCUAAUUAUCAGCCUCAGUUUUGUAUGUCAGGUUGAGAUAUUUGCAGCCAGAAGAGAGAACAAAUACCCUGUUUCAUACAGUGAAGCCUAAAAUAAAGGGUUAUUCUGUGUGCAUUA
Messenger RNA from Haemorhous mexicanus (house finch), 2051 nucleotides. RefSeq names its product coiled-coil domain containing 57 (gene CCDC57). NCBI's taxonomy places the organism in Eukaryota, Metazoa, Chordata, Aves, Passeriformes, Fringillidae. The transcript is spliced from 11 exons. The record is from RefSeq and is a predicted model, not a curated record. The coding region runs from base 406 to 1866 and encodes 486 amino acids.